UGGGCCGCGUUGUUAUCCUGGGCACUCUUACGAGUUGCGGGAGGGUGCCCGGAGCCGUGCGCCUGCGUGGACAAAUACGCCCACCAGUUCGCAGACUGUGCCUACAAGGACCUGCGCGAGGUCCCAGAAGGACUGCCGGCCAACGUGACCACGCUUAGUCUGUCAGCCAACAAAAUCGCCGAGCUGAGGCGCGGGGCCUUCGCCAACGUCACGCAGGUGACCUCGCUGUGGCUGGCGCACAACGAGGUGCGCACCGUCGAGCCAGGCGCGCUGGCCGUGCUGAGCCAACUCAAGAACCUCGACCUGAGCCACAACCUCAUCUCCAGCUUCCCGUGGGGCGACCUGCGCAACCUGAGCGCGCUGCAACUGCUCAAAAUGAACCACAACCGCUUAGGCUCGCUGCCACGGGACGCGCUGGUCUUCUUGCCGGACCUGCGCUCUUUGCGCAUCAACAACAACCGCCUGCGCACGCUGGCGCCCGGCACCUUCGACGCGCUCAGCGCGCUGUCGCAUCUCCAACUCUAUCACAACCCCUUCCAUUGCGGCUGCAGCCUUUUGUGGCUGCAGGCCUGGGCCGCGAGCACCCGGGUUUCCUUACCCGAGCCGGAUUCCAUUGCCUGCGCCUCUCCUCCCGCACUGCAAGGAAUUCCCGUGCACCGCUUGCCCGCCCUGUCGUGCGUGGCACCUACCGUGCGCCUAAAUGCUGACUUCCCUCUGGAGGCGUCCGGCAGCCCCCUGCGUGCCGGCCUGGCCUUCAUGCUGCACUGCGUGGCCGAAGGACACCCAGCGCCCCGCCUGCAGUGGCAGCUUCAGAUCCCCGGCGGCAUGGUGGUCUUGGAGCCGCCGUUCCUAGGCGGGGAGGACGAUGGAGAUGCAGAAGACACCGGCACGGAAGAGGAAGGCGACGCCCCCACUCAGACCCAGGCCCCAACUCCAACACCACCAGCACCGGCUUGGCCCGCGCCCCCAGCCACACCCCGCUUCUUGGCGCUCGCCAACGGCUCCUUGCUGGUGCCCCUGCUGAGUACCAAGGAGGCGGGCGUCUACACUUGCCGGGCGCGCAAUGAGCUGGGCUCCAACUCGACGUCUGUGCGCGUGACCGUGGCUGCUGCCGGGCCCCCCAAACACGCCCCGGGUGGUGCAGGCGGAGGCCCCAAGGGUCAGACCCCGACUUCUGAGCGCAAGUCUGCAGCCAAGGGCAGAGGCAACAGCGUCCUGCCCUCCAAACCCGAGGGCAAAGCCAAAGGUCAGGGUUUGGCCCGGGUUAGCGUCCUUGGGGAGACUGAGGCGGGGUUGUUGGACGAAGCCAGCAUGGAGGAGGAGGAGGAGGAGGAGAGAGAAGAGGAGGAGGAAGGGCAGGUCUCUGCGGACCCCCUGGGGGCGCAGCGCUGCGGCCGCGGGGACCCCUCGCGCUACGUGUCCAACCACGCGUUCAACCAGAGCGCGGCGGAGCUCAAGCCGCACUUCUUCGAGCUGGGCGUCAUCGCCCUGGACGUGGCGGAGAGGGAGGCCCGGGUGCAGCUGACGCCGCUGGCGGCUCGCUGGGGCUCGGGGGCAGCGGGGCGGCCCGGACGGCGGCGACCCCUGCGCCUGCUGUAUCUGUGCCCCGCGGGGGGCGGCGCGGCCGUGCAGUGGUCGCGCGUGGAGGAGGGCGUCAACGCCUACUGGUUCCGGGGCCUGCGCCCCGGCACCAACUACUCGGUGUGCCUGGCGCUGGCGGGCGAGGCCUGCCACGUCCAGGUGGUCUUCGCCACCAAAAAGGAGCUGCCCUCGCUGCUGGUCAUCGUGGCGGUGAGCGUGUUCCUCCUGGUGCUGGCCACCGUGCCCCUGCUGGGCGCUGCUUGCUGCCAUCUGCUGGCCAAGCACCCGGGCAAGCCUUACCGCCUCAUCUUGAGGCCGCAGGCCCCGGACCCCAUGCAGAAGAGCAUCGCCGCCGACUUCGACCCGCGGGCCUCCUACCUGGAGUCGGAGAAAAGCUACCCGGCCGGCGGCGACAGGGACGACGGCGACCAAGGCGAGGCGGGCGCGGAGGAGGAGCCCGAGGAGGCCCCAGAAGACGGCCUGGACGAAGACGCGGAGCCCGGAGACACCAGCGUGCGCCUGCCCCGGGAGGAGAGCCUGGCGGCCUGCUCGCUGGCGGAGUGCCAGUCCAAGGCCAACCCCGAGGAGUUCGAGGCGGGCUCUGAGUACAGUGACCGGCUGCCCUUGGGGGCCGAAGCGGUCAACAUCGCCCCCGAGAUCAAUGGUAACUACAGGCAGAGGGCUGGGUGA
Molecule: messenger RNA, 2271 nt
Organism: Suncus etruscus (white-toothed pygmy shrew)
Lineage: Eukaryota; Metazoa; Chordata; Mammalia; Eulipotyphla; Soricidae
Gene: ISLR2
Product: immunoglobulin superfamily containing leucine rich repeat 2
Biological process (GO): positive regulation of axon extension
Cellular component (GO): cell surface
Molecular function (GO): protein binding
Source: RefSeq, a predicted model, not a curated record